CCUCAGUGUGGAACUGGCGAAAAAUAAUAAUAAACCCCGAGCUAAAAUGUUGCACGUGAUGAGCACUUGCAAAUGAUAAACGGAAUAAACAAGCGACAUCUGCAUGCAUUUGUUUGGGAGUUUAUUCGAGAAGCAAACCUCUUAAAAGGUUGAUUGAGCUGCACACUGACAUCAUAGGAGCCUCUCUGGCUUCAUAGUCAUGAGUGAAGGGGCAUCUGGAGACAUCACUGGUUUGGAUCUGGAGGGAGCGAUUGGGACAGAGGAGACCCCAGUGAACACGCUUCAGAGGUCAGCAGAGGAGGAGGGAACCACCACUCGGAGGAAGAAGAAGAAGAAAAAGAAAGAGAUCAUCUACCGCUCUGACCUGGAGGUGGAGGAUGCUGGGGAGGGAACCUCAGCAGAUGUGGACGGAACCUUUAGUCCUCCACUUGACGAAGAAGAAGAGGAUAUCCCUCCUGACAGCCGUUUCGUGACCCUAACUGGCACCAUCACACGGGGAAAGCGGAAAGGCCAAAUGGUAGACAUCUAUAUGACGCUUACCGACAAAGAGCUGAGAGACAUGGCACGCUCCAAAGAGCGUCUGGAUGCAGAAUGUGACGGGGCCGCAGAAGCCAAGCAAAAACCCUGUGCACUGGGGGUCAGCCAGGGCCCUCAUGUUCUCCUCUGGAGCCUUUCCUGCUCUCCGUUCAUCUUCCUUCUCUCCUUCAUCACAUCGUUUUACUACGGAACGCUCACCUGGUACAACGUCUUCCUGGUUUACAAUGAGGAACGCAGCUUCCUGCACAAAAUCACGGUGUGUCCCUUGCUCAUUCUGUUAUACCCGGUGCUUAUCAUGGCGUUGUGUGUUUGUAUGGGGGUGUAUGCCGCCGUGACCCAGCUCUCCUGGGUUUUUGGAGAAUGGUGGCUGGCGGUGAGGGACCUGGAGAAGGGCUUCUGUGGGUGGAUGUGUGGGAAGCUGGGGUUGGAGGACUGCGCCCCGUACAAUGUGGUUGAGCUGCUGGACUCUGACACUCUGUCCGGGACCCUCCAGGGGAAGAGGAUGGAAGAUGCUGAGCACACUUCUACUUUGUGAACUUGAAAAGAAGGAAUAAUUUUUUGAUUCAAGGAAUGUUAUGGGUUAAUACAAGUUAAGCUCUGUCCGUGGCAUCUGUGGGAUGCUGAAGAACAUCAUUUUGACUUGGACAGGAUAGGUCUCCAGACUUUUCAGUGAGUUUGUCAACUCAAGUUGUUGAGUUAACAUAAAAAAUGAGUCAAAAUGAUUUUUGGCAGCAUUUAACUUGUUUUCAAGCCCAAGCAUUCAUAUAAAGGGAUAAUUCACUCAAAAAAUUUAAAUUCUGCCAUGAUUUACU
This is a messenger RNA of Sinocyclocheilus rhinocerous, 1349 nucleotides long. RefSeq names its product transmembrane protein 169-like. The transcript is spliced from 3 exons. NCBI's taxonomy places the organism in Eukaryota, Metazoa, Chordata, Actinopteri, Cypriniformes, Cyprinidae. The record is from RefSeq and is a predicted model, not a curated record. The coding region runs from base 200 to 1072 and encodes 290 amino acids.